Messenger RNA from Planococcus citri (citrus mealybug), 1458 nucleotides. RefSeq names its product UDP-glucose 4-epimerase-like. The record is from RefSeq and is a predicted model, not a curated record. Gene Ontology annotation, molecular function: UDP-glucose 4-epimerase activity. The transcript has 10 exons. Gene Ontology annotation, cellular component: cytosol. The coding region runs from base 274 to 1332 and encodes 352 amino acids. NCBI's taxonomy places the organism in Eukaryota, Metazoa, Arthropoda, Insecta, Hemiptera, Pseudococcidae. Gene Ontology annotation, biological process: beta-D-galactose catabolic process via UDP-galactose, Leloir pathway.
AACAAACAUUGCUGAUAAAUGAUAAUUUUUGAAAUUCUUUUCUAGGGUACUGUAUAAUGGUACCCUAUCUUUUCGGCGAAUUUGAGAGCUUGAAAAAAUUUGAUCAAUAUUUGCCAUCAUAUAAAACAAUCUCGAGCAUUUAUUUCCAGUCAUAACCCUUGUUUAACUAUCCCAGUGCCCUAGUUAUACCAACGUUAAACGAACGAUCAACAAUUUAAUUUCCAGCUUGUAAAUGCAAAUUUUGCGUUCGUUCCAAUUCCAAGAUAAGAAAAAAUGACCCAGCAGUACGUGCUAAUUACCGGAGGAGCUGGAUAUAUCGGAAGUCACUGUGUUUUAGUUCUAUUACAAAGUGGUUACGACGUUUUAGUGCUGGACAACUGUUCCAAUACAUAUUCAGCUGACGAAGGUGAUAAACCCGAAUCGUUGAAACGAGUAGAAAAGUUGACUGGAAAAACACUUUCGUACGUUUACGGUGAUUUUUCGGACUGUCAAAAAUUGAAGAAUGUUUUUACUCGAUAUAAGAUUUCGUGCGUUAUACAUUGCGCCGCUUUGAAAUCAGUCAAACAAUCGUGCGAUCUACCUCUCCCAUACUAUACGAAUAAUGUUGCCGGAUCGUUGAAUUUACUCCAAGCGAUGUCAGAAUGCGGAGUGAAAAGUAUAAUUUUUUCUUCCUCUUCUUCAGUGUACGGUAAUCCGCAAUUCCUACCAGUGACCGAAGACCAUCCUACGGGUGAAAAUUGUGCCAAUCCGUACGGAAGGACUAAGUUCAUGGUGGAGGAAAUUUUGAAGGAUAUAAGCUUAUCCGAUAAGGAAUGGAAAGUAUACUCAUUGCGAUACUUUAAUCCCGUUGGAGCUCAUCCCAGUGGAGAAAUUGGAGAAGACCCGUUAGGUAUACCCAGUAACCUAAUGCCAGUUGUAUCCCAAGUAGCGGUGGGUAAACUGAAAGAGCUCGCUGUGUACGGUGACGAUUACAAUACACCUGAUGGGACAUGUGUACGGGACUAUAUUCACAUCAUGGAUCUAGCUGAAGGUCACAUUGCCGCAGUUGGUAAACUUUUGACCGAAAAAAAAGGCGGCAUUUUUAAAGCUUAUAAUUUAGGCACAGGUUCCGGUGUGUCUGUAUUACAGGUAGUGAAUACUUUCGAAAAAGUCAACAAAAUAAACAUUCCGUGUAAAGUCGCCCCUGGACGAGCCGGUGACAUCGCCUCUUCUUAUUGUGCUGUCGAUUUAGCCAAAAAAGAAUUAGUCUGGGAAGCUAAAUACGGUCUCGUUGAAAUGUGUCGAGAUUCCUGGAAUUGGCAAUCGAAGAACCCGAAGGGUUACCGAAAAUAAUUUUAAUAAUUUUAAUCGCGUUCUGGUGUCAUUUACACGACGCAAUCAUGCAUUUACCAUAUUUUAAAAUGAAUUUUUCAUUGUUUUUUUUUUACUAGUAUGUUGAAAAAAUGAUUUUAUUUCUAC